Molecule: messenger RNA, 1578 nt
Organism: Pleurotus ostreatus (oyster mushroom)
Lineage: Eukaryota; Fungi; Basidiomycota; Agaricomycetes; Agaricales; Pleurotaceae
Exons: 12
Coding region: 1-1578 (525 amino acids)
Biological process (GO): nucleoside triphosphate metabolic process
Molecular function (GO): nucleoside triphosphate diphosphatase activity; ribonucleoside triphosphate phosphatase activity
Source: RefSeq, a predicted model, not a curated record
AUGUCGUACUCGCCUGGUGCUAGUAGCGGGUCCCACUACUCCCACAAAUCUUCUAGACCAUAUCCUGGGAGGGAAUUAUCCCCAGAUGAGGAGGAGCGCAAGGGCCUGCUCACCGCGCACCCUGUUACUCUCAACAAAGAAGCCCGAGAUUACUAUGACCUUGAAGACCAGACACCCCGCUCCUUGUCCCGGAAACAAAUCAUAUGGAUAGCGACUGGAUUCAUAGCGCUUCUAGUAUCAGGAACGUUUGUUCGGACACUACUAAUCCCUCCUCAUCCGAAUCAGGCGUUUGUUGGGGAGAAGCUAAGGUCCAAUGGGACACAUGAUUUCAGGCGAACGGUUGUGCUUGUCUCCAUAGACGGCUUGCGAGCGGACUACCUGGAUAGAGGGUUUACGCCUCAUCUGCUCGAUAUAAGCAAGCAAGGAAUUAGAGCCAAGUUCAUGCGCCCCAUAUUUCCAACUCUAACGUUCCCGAACCACUGGUCUCUCAUGACGGGUCUUUACGCCGAAUCUCAUGGCAUCGUCGCCAAUAAUUUCUGGGACCCCGCCAGCCGUACCGAAUUUCAUUACAAUCAAGUGAAGUCAUGUUGGAACUCUUCUUGGUGGUCCGGUGAGCCAAUGUGGGAGACUGCUCGUCGAGCGGGAAUGAUCACGGCUAACCUCAUGUGGCCCGGUCCGCCCAAGACAAGUUCUGGUGCCGAGUCGACAUUCUUCGUUCCGUGGAAGGACAAGGUUCCCUUGAAAGCGAAACUCGACCAAAUAAUCUCAUGGAUAGACCUCCCGCUUCAAGAGCGGCCCCAGCUAAUUCUAGCGUAUGAGCCGUCUCUUGACCAAGCUGGACAUGCCACUGGUCCAAUGUCUGCUCUUGUAAAUCAAACCCUACGACAAGUCGACGUUUUUGCGAAGGAUCUUCACACACAACUACAGGCUCGCAACCUCACUGACAUCGUCGAUAUUGUUUUCGUCAGCGAUCACGGCAUGACCGACACCAGCCACCCUGAGCUCAUAUUUAUGGACGAUAUCCUUGGUUCUGACGGUCUGAAAAUGAUUGAGCACGAAGACGGGUGGCCUUCGAUGGGUUUACGAUUCCGCCCGCAGGCCAACGCCUCCUAUUAUCUCGAGAAGUUGAUUCAAGCUUCGGAAGCGAACGGUCAUAAAUUCGAUGUAUAUACACACGAGACCAUGCCGGAGAGAUAUCAUUUUUCGCACAACGAUAGGAUUGCACCAAUCUACGUCGUACCAAAGAUGGGGUAUGCCCUUACAACUUAUGAACAGGGCAAUGUCGGGAUGAGCAAAGGAAACCAUGGUUACGAUAACAUGGAACCUUCGAUGCGCGCUAUGUUUGUAGCACACGGUCCAUUCUCCGCCGUGGCCAAGGUCCUUCACCACUCCGCGUCCUCUUCCGCUCAUUUCUUGUCGCGCCCCAACAAGGGAUGGCACUCAGCAUCAGACGAUACAUACAUCAUGGACGGCUUCCAGAACGUCGAGCUGUAUAACCUUGUUAUGAAGUUGCUUGGUAUCCAGCGGUACGCGGCGAAGAACAACGGAACGAUUGGGUUCUGGGAUAGGUACUUUUGA